CAUCUGGGCCAAGUCGCGGCGCGUAAAGGCUGGACAAUGUUUAUAAGUACGCCUGACCAACCAUUUUGUGUCACGAUGCGCGAAGAGGAACGUGAGAUGCACGCAUAUCUUAAAUUAAAUAAGAUUGGAAUUGGAACUAGUCCCUGGGAAGUCAUCACAACGGGCGGGCUGAUGCGA
This is a messenger RNA of Desarmillaria tabescens, 177 nucleotides long. RefSeq lists its product as uncharacterized. Lineage: Eukaryota; Fungi; Basidiomycota; Agaricomycetes; Agaricales; Physalacriaceae. The transcript has 2 exons. The annotation marks the transcript as partial. The record is from RefSeq and is a predicted model, not a curated record.